GUGCAACCCUUGCCGCAACGCGCGGAACCGCGAUCCAGCGAUCCGAUCCAACGACAUCGUGCCGCGACACAGUGCCGGUGAAUGAGGGCGCGAGGAACGCACACGGGGGGCGACGACGGCCUUGAGGCAGGCUCGAACGGGGAAAUAUGGUGCACGAGGGCACGGGUCUAUGGCACGCGGCGGGAUUCAACGCAUCCAAGUGGCUGAUGAUCAUAAUACAUGGAUACCGGGUCACCACCCUCGUCCUGUACAUCCUGGUCAACGUGCUGGUGCGCACCGAGUAUCCGGCAGCAGUGACGGCGGAAAUAGUCGAUGUUAACGUGAACUCCUUGGACGGCACGACGGGAAAGCCAUUAGAUGUCGAUCUGCCACCAACUCUGCCGAUGACCUUCGGCACGGAAAAUUCAACAUCAGUUUCGGCGCAAUCAGGAUCCACAGCCCUGAUGCCCUGUGUUGUCCACAAUCUAGGAGAGGGCACGGUGUCGUGGAUCAAGAGGAAGAACGUACAGUUACACGAGCUACUGACCGUAGGACUCACGACAUACGCCAACGACGAACGGUUUCAGGCAAAGCAUUUCCACCACAGCGAGGAUUGGACGCUUCAAAUAAAAUACGUCCAGCCGAGGGAUGCCGGUCUGUACGAGUGCCAAGUGUCCACUCAUCCGCCCACGAGUAUAUUUCUGCUCCUUGAGGUCGUCGAAGCCAGAGCGGAGAUAGCCGGCCCGGCGGAGAAAUUCGUGAGGCCUGGUAGCACGCUGCAGCUCCACUGCCUCGUAAAGAAGUCGACGGAAGUGCCGUCGUACCUCUUCUGGUAUCACAACUUCCGUAUGAUCAACUACGAUGUUGAUCAAGGCGUCAACGUUAGCACCGAUCUCGUCGGCCGGGAGAGCUGGCUGGAGGUGCCAAGGGCGUCGGACCGCCACUCGGGUAAUUACACCUGCGAGGCCAGCAACGCCCAGCCGGCGCGCGUCCUGGUGCACGUGUUCAAAGGCGACAAUCCGGCCGCUAUGCAGCACAGCAUGGCGUCGUCGCCGUCGGUGAUGGCCUGCACCGCACUGCUCACCAUGUUCGUCACGCUUAAGCUGGCCCUGCAGACGAACUGGACCUUGUGACGUGCGUAAGCGCCGAGACCUUGCGAAAACCCAGAGUGUGUUAGCGAAAUUGUGUAAUAUUUAUCGUGUCGCGUGAUCUAUGUUCGUGCGAGGAUGUGCCCUAGUUUCGAUCGCCAAAGUUAGUAGAACGGCGGGCACGGUUAUGGUGGUUGGCGGUUGGUGGUUCCAGUUAAAGAUCCAUCGCUGUUACCGGAACUCUUGGAGGGCUGCAAGAUUGGCUGUGAUUGAUUACUACCCCAUUCGAACGAUCGACCUUGUUCGCCGCCGCGCCGGACAAAGUAGCACCGGAAGACCAGCUGUGAUUAUUUUGUGUCAUCGGGAGGCAAAUCCAUUUAAUCCAUUAUAUGCACGUCUAAUCAUAGUUUCAGCGAGGAGUACGCAGCAACGUAAUAUGCUAAUGCAAAGCAGGAUAAUUGUCAUCAUCAUCGCGAGAUUAGUAGUGAUCGAUCAUCGUGUGCUCGGCGGCUUCGUGCACCGACGAAGAUUUCUGAUCGGAGAACAGUGUGUCUAACGGAAAUCAGUAUAAUAAAAGUAUAUAACGGUAGCUCAUCUCUUGUUCGCGCGUGUAUUUGAACGGUCGCCCGUCGGACGGGGGAGGAAAAGUUGAGUGCCAGUCUGGAAUAAAGUGCCACCAUAACUUCCAUACGAGUCACACUAUAUAACUCAUUCUUCUGUCGAUCGAUCGCUCACAUUCCGUGUCACAUGUUGGAACGGGAAAUAUUAGGUCGUAAUGCAGAGGCGGGCGAGGUAUCGAGAGUGCCGGAUUAAUUCCCGCUAAGAUCGCGUAUUCACGAUCGAUCGUCUACGACUCGCGUGUCCCGGCGCGUGACGGAAGUAGACCAAGACAGAUACUCGUCAGUCCGGCUAAUCCGACCAAGAGUUCGACGUAUCAUAUUGACAAAGUGGAACUUGUACGCGCGCGCGAGCGCGAGAGCGAGUGCGAUGCGUGUGUGAACGUCAGUUAGGGAAAAUCGCGAGAGAUUUAUUUACUCUUACGCUCGCACUUCACCGGGUGAUACAUAUGUAAUUAAGUUUAAAUCGACAGGAAAAUCAGAAGCGCCCGCUCUACUUGUGACGCGCGCGAAAGUAAGAUCGAUAGCGCGAAUCUCGAAGCUGUCCACGAUGUACGAGCAUCAGCGGCUGCCCCGACGGGGUGCAUUAGAGUGACGACGAUGAUGCAUUCGUCGCCACGACGGGAGCAUCGUUAAUCGCGCGGCACCGCCGAGCCGCUACCUCCUUCGUUUUACGUGGGGUGUCGUAAAUACGUUGCGGAGGAAAUAUGGCUCGGCGAAGUUACGGAAGUAACGUCUUUUCUCACGGGCGGCCUAAGAUACUUUAGUGGCGGGUUAACGAUGGUUAACGAAAGUCUGGGUGCAAUAUUAUCCUCCUUCGGAAGCUCCGAGCGGUGCUUUGAUAGGUGGUAAAUGGACACGAGUGAAAGUAACGUCGAGACUAAACAAGCUAAACUUGCUGCUGUGUGUUCCGUAGAAGGAUGCAACGUGCGCAAACACCUAUUACGUCCCAGGAUACGAAAUUAUCGUGCCAACAUUCUUUUAUAAUUGAAAGCUCACUGAAAACCGGUACCAAAGGAUAUUGAACCAUUCGCAUCAAUAGGCAAAAAACGUGUUUGCGUUUGUGUGUACAAGUUAAACUUACUGAAUACAAAAUAUCCCCAUAUUGUAUCGUGAUAUUUUUGGAAUGCAAUUUGCUCGUUAUCCGUAAAUUUAAAUAUUUCGUAAUUUAUCGUUAAAGAGAUUAUUAUUUUUAAAAGAACUGAAAGUACGCAUAGAUUAAAUGCAAGAGCAAUCGCAGAAUUCGAUGAAUUCGCGUCUAUCGGAAACGAUGCGAUCGGUUUAAGUAACAUUAUACGUAAUUAUCGAUAAUAAGCGCACCGCAACUGUGCAUGUUGCUUAUCUUUUAUCUCCGACUACCUAAUUAGAUGCGACAUGCGCCCAGUAUCAACACAUCUUGUUAUCUCGCUCGAUAUUCGCGAAAGAAUGACGAUGUUCCUUCCCUUAAAUAUGCAGGAAACUUGUCGAUUAAAUUAACAAAGCGGAAUUCAUGCAUACUACCGAGUGAUCUAUUUUAUUAGGGGUAUACAAAGGUUAUAGUCUUAUUUUUUAUCAUUUUCUUUUACUUACAUACAGAAUGUCCCACGGGAAGUUGCUGAAACUAAACGAUUGAUUCUCUUCUGUAUGGUUAUCUUCUCUACGUUUUCAGAAAGGAUUCCACGGUUAAUGGUUAUUAAGUUGAGAGUAUGCAAUUUUGUUCCAGCUGUGGUAGAAGCAUAGUAUGUUCACUCUGUGUCGGUCCUUUGAUCUUUUCGGUCCCGAUCACGUGGUAUUCCGCUAUGAUUUUGGUCAGGAUUCAGCGGCGUGUGCGUGUGCGUGUGUGUGUGCGUGUAUGUAUGCACAGUUGGAAAAUUU
Molecule: messenger RNA, 3538 nt
Organism: Vollenhovia emeryi
Lineage: Eukaryota; Metazoa; Arthropoda; Insecta; Hymenoptera; Formicidae
Product: lachesin-like
Exons: 5
Coding region: 147-1112 (321 amino acids)
Biological process (GO): synapse organization
Cellular component (GO): neuron projection membrane
Source: RefSeq, a predicted model, not a curated record